CCAGGGGCUGGUUCCCGGAUGGGGCAGAUCCUGGGGAGAAUGGAGGCAGGCUCGGCACCAGAGCUGGGGGCCCAGAGGGCCCUGAUUGACAAUCCUGCUGACAUCCUAGUCAUUGCCGCAUAUUUUCUGCUGGUCAUUGGCGUUGGCUUGUGGUCCAUGUGCAGAACCAACAGAGGCACUGUGGGCGGCUACUUCCUGGCAGGACGAAGCAUGGUGUGGUGGCCGGUUGGGGCCUCUCUCUUCGCCAGCAACAUCGGCAGUGGCCACUUUGUGGGCCUGGCAGGGACUGGCGCUGCAAGUGGCUUGGCUGUUGCUGGAUUCGAGUGGAAUGCGCUCUUCGUGGUGCUGCUACUGGGCUGGCUGUUUGCACCCGUGUACCUGACAGCGGGGGUCAUCACGAUGCCACAGUACCUGCGCAAGCGCUUCGGCGGCCGCCGCAUCCGCCUCUACCUGUCUGUGCUCUCCCUUUUCCUGUACAUCUUCACCAAGAUCUCAGUGGACAUGUUCUCCGGAGCUGUAUUCAUCCAGCAGGCUCUGGGCUGGAACAUCUACGCCUCCGUCAUCGCGCUUCUGGGCAUCACCAUGAUUUACACAGUGACAGGAGGGCUGGCCGCGCUGAUGUACACGGACACGGUACAGACCUUCGUCAUUCUCGGGGGCGCCUGCAUCCUCAUGGGUUACGCCUUCCACGAGGUGGGCGGGUAUUCGGGUCUCUUCGACAAAUACCUGGGAGCAGCGACUUCGCUGACGGUGUCCGAGGAUCCAGCCGUGGGAAACAUCUCCAGCUUCUGCUAUCGACCCCGGCCCGACUCCUACCACCUGCUCCGGCACCCCGUGACCGGGGAUCUGCCGUGGCCCGCGCUGCUCCUGGGACUCACGAUCGUCUCGGGCUGGUACUGGUGCAGCGACCAGGUCAUCGUGCAGCGCUGCCUGGCCGGGAAGAGCCUGACCCACAUCAAGGCGGGCUGCAUCCUGUGUGGGUACCUGAAGCUGACGCCCAUGUUUCUCAUGGUCAUGCCAGGCAUGAUCAGCCGCAUUCUGUACCCAGACGAGGUGGCGUGCGUGGUGCCUGAGGUGUGCAGGCACGUGUGCGGCACGGAGGUGGGCUGCUCCAACAUCGCCUACCCGCGGCUCGUCGUGAAGCUCAUGCCCAACGGUCUGCGCGGACUCAUGCUGGCGGUCAUGCUGGCCGCGCUCAUGUCCUCGCUGGCCUCCAUCUUCAACAGCAGCAGCACGCUCUUCACCAUGGACAUCUACACGCGCCUGCGGCCACGCGCCAGCGACCGCGAGCUACUGCUGGUGGGACGGCUCUGGGUGGUGUUCAUCGUGGUAGUAUCGGUGGCCUGGCUUCCCGUGGUGCAGGCGGCGCAGGGCGGGCAGCUCUUCGAUUACAUCCAGGCAGUCUCCAGCUACCUGGCACCGCCCGUGUCCGCCGUCUUCGUGCUGGCGCUCUUCGUGCCGCGCGUUAAUGAGCAGGGCGCCUUCUGGGGACUCAUCGGGGGCCUGCUGAUGGGCCUGGCACGCCUGAUUCCCGAGUUCUCCUUCGGCUCAGGCAGCUGUGUGCAGCCCUCGGCGUGCCCGGCUUUCCUCUGCGGCGUGCACUACCUCUACUUCGCCAUCGUGCUGUUCUUCUGCUCUGGCCUCCUCACCCUCAUGGUCUCCCUGUGCACCGCACCCAUCCCCUGCAAGCACCUCCACCGCCUGGUCUUCAGUCUCCGGCACAGCAAGGAGGAACGGGAGGACCUGGAUGCUGAUGAGCAGGAAGGCUCCUCACUCCCUGUACAGAAUGGGUGCCCAGAGCGUGCCAUGGAGAUGAAUGAGCCCCAGGCCCCGGCACCAAGCCUCUUCCACCAGUGCCUGCUCUGGUUUUGUGGAAUGAGCAGAGGUGGGGUGGGCAGUCCUCCGCCCCUUACCCAGGAGGAGGCAGCGGCAGCAGCCAGGCGGCUGGAGGACAUCAGCGAGGACCCGAGCUGGGCCCGUGUGGUCAACCUCAAUGCCCUGCUCAUGAUGGCAGUGGCCGUGUUCCUCUGGGGCUUCUAUGCCUAAGACCAACUGUGUUGGACACCAUAAGCCACAGCCUCACAGGAAGUGGGGGUGAGGAGCCUGCAGUGCUCCUCAGAAAAGGGGAAGGGGCAGUGGGGUGAGAAGGUCCUGGCUCCCCUUCUCCUGGCCUUCCUCUGCCUGGGGCCCACUGCAUCUGAUUGGCAGUCACUUCCCAUGAGGGCGUGGCCCACCUGCUGCAGUUGCCCUAAGGAAAAAUAAAGCUGCCUUUCCCC
Nomascus leucogenys (northern white-cheeked gibbon) is the source of this 2276-nucleotide messenger RNA. It is a transcript of the gene SLC5A2, whose product is annotated as solute carrier family 5 member 2. Gene Ontology annotation, cellular component: plasma membrane. Gene Ontology annotation, biological process: sodium ion transport; transmembrane transport. The record is from RefSeq and is a predicted model, not a curated record. Lineage: Eukaryota; Metazoa; Chordata; Mammalia; Primates; Hylobatidae. Gene Ontology annotation, molecular function: D-glucose:sodium symporter activity.